UCCCAUCCUAGUCGCCGUCGCAGGUCUGGAAGACUGAGAAAGAAACUGGAGGAGGAGGAGGAGGAGGAUGGCGAGCUGAGCCGAGGACAGGGGCUGGCUUUCGCUCCCUCCUCUUAGUCUUCCAUCUACGUGCAUCUUCUUUUCCCCUCUCUCUCCCUCCGUUAUUUCUUGGGUAGGUAGGGAGCUGCUGUCCUGUCUCGGUGCGGCAUCGCCGGGCGGGGGACGGGGGACGGGGACGGGGUUGGGAUAUGGCGAGGGCGCGCGUCCCGCUCGUCUUGCAUCUGGCCUGCUUCACCUUCUUCUGCUGUAUCGCCCGUCUCGUUGGGGCUCAAGGCUCAUAUUGCCCUGUUGGUUGGAAAGCUGGUCCCAGUAAGAAUAAAUGCUUCAUAUAUGUAGGAAGUUCCCUUCCUUGGGAUAGGUCCGAGGUGCACUGUCGGGAUCUUAAUGGUCAUUUGGCAGCACUCACGUCAGUUCAGGAGUUCAGUUUUGCUCAGUCUUUGUGUGCUGAUAGUUUCAGAGGGUGUUGGGUUGGAGGAAGGGGCCACAAUUCUUCUCUUGGUUUUGGUUGGAAAUGGUCUGACAAUGAGUCUCAUUGGAAUGAAUCAGUUUUCCAUGGGAAGCCAUUUCAUAUCAACUGUACAAAAGCUUCAUGCACCAGCAUCAACCCAACUGAUUCAUGUACUUUGGUAACUAAGGAUCAUGUUGCCCUCGUUGGAGAAAGAUGCAACACAUCUCAUAAACUUAUUUGCAUGAUUGAUCAGGAGAAGAAAUGUCACCAAAAGCUCUGCCACAAAGAAUAUUUCAUAAUCCUUGCAGUUGUGAGUGGUUUGAUUCUUUCAACCACUUUAGCAGUAGUGAUAUGGCUCCUUGUACACAGGAGGAGCAAGAAACGCAGACGAUCACGCAAGGUACCUAGUCCUUCAGCAGCUGCAUUAGUUCCUCCAUCAUGGAAAGUGUUUACCAAUGAAGAGCUGAGAUCAAUUACAAAGAAUUUUAGUGAAGGAAAUCGACUUCUUGGAGACGCCAGGACAGGUGGAACAUAUAGUGGACUCUUGCCAGAUGGGUCAAGGGUGGCAGUUAAGAGGCUGAAGAGGUCUAGCCUUCAAAGGAAAAAGGAGUUCUAUUCUGAAAUUGGAAGAGUCGCAAGGCUUCAUCAUCCUAAUUUGGUGGCUGUAAAAGGUUGUUGCUAUGAUCAUGGUGAUCGCUAUAUUGUUUAUGAGUUUGUUGCUAAUGGGCCAUUGGAUAGAUGGCUGCACCACAUUCCCCGGGGGGGUAGGAGCUUGGACUGGGCAAUGAGAAUGAGAGUUGCCACAACUCUUGCUCAAGGAAUUGCUUUUGCGUGGUUGAGUCAAAUUCAAACUGCUCUUCUCCACAUUGUUAAGGCAAUUACUGGGACUGGUUUUAUUCAAGCUGGUGAUAUGUUCCUGCAUGACAAGGUGAAACCGCAUGUGGUACACCGGGAUAUCCGUGCUAGCAAUGUACUUCUUGAUGAAGACUUCGGAUCACAUCUCAUGGGGGUAGGCCUGUCCAAGUUUGUACCGUGGGAAGUUAUGCACGAGAGGACUGUGAUGGCGGGAACAUAUGGAUAUCUUGCUCCGGAGUUUGUAUACAGAAAUGAGCUGACAACAAAGAGUGAUGUGUAUAGUUUCGGGGUACUGCUUCUGGAGAUCAUCAGUGGCCGUCGGCCAGCACAGGCUGUUGAAUCUGUGGGUCGGCAGACUAUUUUUGAAUGGGCAACUCCUCUGGUUCAAACUCAUAGGUAUGUGGAGCUUCUUGAUCCCCUCAUCUCAGACAUUCCUGAGGUUGGGGUUAUACAAAAGGUGGUGGAUCUCGUGUAUGCCUGCACCCAACAUGUCCCAUCCGUGCGACCAAGGAUGUCACAUGUGGUCCAUCAACUGCAGCAGAUAGGAUUGAAAGCUGCAUCAGAGCAGCCAAGGAGUGGGACAAGCACUAACGCCACCUCCCCAGUGUUGCCAUUUGAGGUGGAGACAGCCCGGUGAGCUUUGUAUGCAUGGCUUUCCUGUAUCUUUUAAUGUGGAUUAAAUGGUAAUGUCUUGUUUGUGAAGUAUCAACAGUUGAAUCAGUUGUUUUGUACUGGGGUAAUUGGAAAGGAACAUUGCAAGCGAGAUGCAUAUUUGUAACAUCCAGGCUAGAAAUUAUGGAAGGGCAGCUGUAUUCGACAGCUUCUUUAUAUACUUCUAACAGGUUUUAGAGU
Phoenix dactylifera (date palm) is the source of this 2215-nucleotide messenger RNA. RefSeq names its product protein kinase family protein / C-type lectin domain-containing protein. Gene Ontology annotation, molecular function: protein tyrosine kinase activity; ATP binding. Lineage: Eukaryota; Viridiplantae; Streptophyta; Magnoliopsida; Arecales; Arecaceae. The record is from RefSeq and is a predicted model, not a curated record. Gene Ontology annotation, biological process: protein phosphorylation.